AUGUCCAAUAAGUUGUGGCGCAAUCCUGCGCUGCUUGCAAUCUUUGGCACUCUAGCGUUCUUCAAUUUACAGGUUGCUUCUGCUGAAGAAGUGAUCGAAGAAAUUGUUGUAACGGGUUCAUUUAUCCGUGGUACACCUGAAGAUGCGGCUCUGCCCGUCGACGUGACGACCCGCGAUGACUUACAGGAUGUUGGUAACCCAACCAUAACGGAAUUAGUCCGAAAUCUGGGUAUUUCCAACGGUAACCUCGGCGAAACCAACCAGUUCAACUCGUCUGGCGGACAGGGUAACGAGGGUGUGGCCACUAUCAACCUGCGCGGCCUGGGUUCUGCCCGCUCCCUGGUGUUGAUCAACGGAAGACGCCACGUUUCUGUCUCUACUAUCGGUGUAGACAUCAGUGCAGUACCCAGCAUUGCCAUUGAGCGUAUGGAGGUUCUGAAAGAUGGUGCCGCGGCACUGUACGGUUCAGACGCCAUUGCUGGUGUUGUGAACUUCAUUACCCGAGAAAACUUCGAAGGUUUUGAAAUUCGCGGUUCUGGUCAGUUUCUGGAUGAAAGUGACGGUGAGUUCAACGCCUCAGCGAUCUGGGGUAUGAAUACAGGCCGUGCUAGAUUCAUGGCAGCAGCAGAAUGGGACAGCCGCUCUAAAGUGGGUAUUUCUGAUCGUGACUGGGCUGUCCCGACACGCGCCGCAAAUCCACAAGCUGGCUAUUCGAGCAUCGGCAAUCCAGGGCGACUGUUCCCGAUUUCACCAUCGGCCGUCUCCGCAGCUAACCCUGCUGGAUCUGUACCAACAAUCGACCCUGAGUGUGAAACCCUGGGUGGUACUGCAAGCGGUUCAACGUGUUUCUUCCAGUUCACUCAAUUCGAUAAUCUGAUUGAAGAACAGGACACCUACAAGUUAUUCACUGAAUUCAACUACGACAUCAGCGAUGAUGUUGAAUUCCAUAUUGAAGCCUUGUACUCAAAAAUGGAUAUGCUGGACUGGAACACCUCUCCUUCUUAUCCACCGCAGUCUCUGUUUGGUCCUGACCGACUGGUACCCUUGGAUAGCCCUGGUGUACUUGACCUGCAAGCGACCUAUCCCGGCAUUCUUCCGGCAGAUACAGCUGCCCUUUAUACCAUCACACGUAUGACGGGUUGGGGUGGCUUCUUAGGUGAUGCCGCGGAUGGCUCUCGCGAGACUGAUACCUAUCGCGUCUCCACCGGUUUGAAUGGCGAAUUGUUUGAAGGCGCCCUUGGCCUUGAUGUCGCGGUGAGUUGGUCCAAGCGCGAUCGUCGUGUAGUGACCCCUGAUAUGUUUGUCGAGCGCAUGGCGCAGGCACUGAACGGCCUAGGCGGCCCUAGCUGUGAUCCGGCAAAUGACGCUCCGGGAACGGGUGGUUGUAUGUAUUACACACCUUUCUCCAAUGCUGUAGCACGAUCUGCGACCACUGGCGCAAUCAACCCAAAUGCCAAUCCUGACCUGGUGGCUAUGAACGAAGCACUGUUCCCAUGGAUGGUCGCCGACAACGGCACGGACAGUACCUUCGAACUACUGGUGUUUGAUGCCACCUUUAAUGGUGAAACGGGCAUUCAACUCGGCGGUGGUAAUGUGGGUUGGGCAGCGGGUAUUCAAACCCGAAACGAGCAAUAUGACUUGCGUCCCGAUGCCAUCAAUAAUCUUGACAUCAACCCCUGCCCUUUCCGUGAGCAAUCGUCGUUAGAUGCCGGCUACACACCUACACUGGGUUGUGAUGCACCCAUUGGUUUGUUUGCGUUCCUAUCAGGCACCGCACCCGCCUCAACAGAACGAACCGUGUACGGCGGCUUCUUUGAGUUGGCGCUACCUUUCACAGAUCGUCUGGAUGCCCAGUUUGCCAUGCGUUUUGAAGACUACGGCGGCGAUGUAGGUUCUACGGUCGAUCCUAAGCUGGCACUGCGCUUCCAGGCAACGGAUUCGCUUGCUAUCCGCGCUUCUGUAUCCAGCACGUUCCGUGGCCCACCACAGCCUUUCCUUGAAGGUCGUGGUACGUCACUGCAGUUUGUCGGUCCAACCAACGCGUUCAAAGCCAUUGAUACGUUAGGUAACCCGGACCUGGAUCCUGAAAAAGCAAUCACCACUAACAUUGGUUUCAUCUUUGACCAAGGUAGUUUCUACGGAUCGUUAGACUACUGGCGCUUCGACUUUGAAGACCCCUUCCAGAUUGAAAGCUUCAAUGCAAUCCUGGGUGCUUAUAGUGCCAAUGGUUGUGGUACUGGCGGUGCCGGUGAUGGUUCCGCUGACUGCAGUCAAUUGGAGUCGCAUAUCAUCUUCCAGGAAGGUGCUGACAGAAACGUGGCCAAUUUGGCCCGUAUGGAAGUGAACUGGAUCAAUGGCACCGACAUCACCACCUCCGGUAUCGACUGGAUGGCUCAAUACGAUUUCGAAAUGAACAACGGCACGCUAACUGUGGGUACACAAGGUACGUAUACCCUUGAAUACGACGUUGAUGAUUUCUUCGAAAUUGGUGGUGUAUUUCUAACGCCUGGCGGUGACUUUGCCGGUGAGUUGAAUGACAACCGUAAUUCACUGACCCCUGUGGUCGACCUGCAAGGCAACAUCUUUGUCAAGUAUGUCGCCGGUCGUCAUCGUGCCCAGAUUGUGGGUCGAUACUGGGGUGAAUACGAAGACGAGAGCGCGAUUGCUUCGCUGCAGACUAUCGACGACAUGUUCACCGUCGACUUCACUUACAACUUGAGCCUGAUGGAAGAUCAGUUGAACCUCGAUCUGUCUGUCUACAACUUGUUUGAUGAAGAUCCACCUCAAGCACAAACUGACUUGAACUACGAUGCCUAUACGCAUAAUGCGUUCGGCCGCAUGAUCAAAGUUGGUUUUACCUAUACCUUCGGCGCUGACUACUAA
Molecule: messenger RNA, 2883 nt
Organism: Symbiodinium necroappetens
Lineage: Eukaryota; Dinophyceae; Suessiales; Symbiodiniaceae
Source: the annotation of a GenBank genome assembly